UCUGAGCAUACAUGACCGACCGACAGACUGACGGACGGACUGACCGAGCGCCCCUGAGUUUCUCCGGCUGACUUUGCCCGCAGAUGAUGGCUCGGUGCUGGACGUUUUGGACCGGGAUCCUAGUCCUCAUGACCGCCGGUCUUCCAGGUGUCGUCCAGUCUUUCAGCCACCUGAGCUUCAACCUGUGUAAGUGGUGUGAGGUGUCCAGUCCGGUGUGUAAAGACAGCGUCUGCAUGAGUAACUGCACCCUGUCGUCCUUCUGCACCGUCAUCGAGGAGAUCUGCAUCGCCAUAUGAGCUGAAGCGUGAUGACCCUCACCCACUCCACCGCCGUCGCCUCCUCCAGGAGCAGAAAGUUUCUGCUGAUUCGUGUCUUUUGUUUGGAUAAUAGUGCUAGGCUGGGACCCCCACCCCCUUGCUGCACCCCUCUCAUUUCCUGUUCACGUCAGCUGGUCCAACCCUCCCAGCUUUCUGCAGGAAACCAGUGAUAAGGGAGAAGUGACGGAGAGGAGAGGAGAGGGAGGGAAACAGACGUUUAUUCAGGUCAAAGUUGACAGGGAUCGAGCUGCUCAGACUGACUGUGCUGAGACACUCAACAAGAAGAUGUUUGAAUCAUAUUCACAAAUCUUCCUCUCUGAGCUGCACAACCUUCAUCUUAAAGCUCCUCCAGUGUAAAGGAGGAAGACCAACGACACAAUGACGGUGCACACGAUGUGUCAUCAUCCCGCUCUGCCACUAGAGGGCGUCGACCCCGGCCUGCUGCUCAACUUCACCUCCAGAGAGUGUCACAUGGUCCCACAGCCGGCAGAGGACGGAGCCAUGAUGGUCUGUGGCUGCCAGGGAGAACACGAAUGUAACGACAAACUGAUCUUCAACAAGGGAGCCAACGGGUUCUUCAAGCUGCAGAGUAAAGACGUGAUCCCGGUGGUCGUGGUUAGUUUGGUGCCUCCUCUCCUUGUUGCCAUAGUUGCCACCGCCGCCUUCUAUUUCUACCGCACACACCGCCCUGACAAACCUGGCCCUCCUGCACGCCCCGACUGGCCCACCAAACGCACCCCAGAGCUCUACCAGGCUUUGGACCUGCCAUGUGGAGGCCGGGGGUCGGAGGCCAGAGGAGGAGGAGGUGUGAUGGCUCCUGGAUCUCAGCUGGAGGAGUCUAAUGCCAAGGUGUCAUCUCUCAACAAUGACAUCACAGAUUGGCAAGGCCAAUUGGCCGAACCGCUGCCCAUCAAACUGGAGGCCCUGGUGGGGAAGGGGCGCUUCGCUGAAGUGUGGAGGGCGCGCCUGCUGCAGGGCGAGAAGGGCGGGGUUAACAGCUAUGAAACCGUGGCAGUGAAGGUGUUUCCCGCUGUGGAGUACGCCUCGUGGAGAAACGAAUGCUCCAUCUUUUCCGACCCCAAACUGGAGCACGACAACGUGGUGCAGUUCCUGGCGGCUGAAGAGAGGGGUCCGCCCGGUCACACUCUCAGGAAGUACUGGCUGGUCUUGGCCUAUCACAGCCUCGGCAACCUGCAGGACUUCCUCACGGCAAACAUCCUGAGCUGGGAGGAGCUUGUUGUCAUGGCAGGUAGCAUCGCUAAAGGGUUAGCUCAUCUCCACAGUGACACGACACCCAGCGGGAUACCAAAGGUGCCAGUCGCCCAUCGGGACCUGAAGAGCAGUAACAUCGUGGUGAAGAGCAGGAAGGAGUGCGCUCUAUGUGACUUUGGUCUGGCCUUGAGAUUGGACCUCUCGCUCACUGUCGAUGACUACGCCAACAGUGGACAGGUGGGGACAGCUCGCUACAUGGCUCCCGAGGUACUAGAGUCCAGGGUGAACCUGGAGGACCUCGAGGCCUUUAAACAGAUGGAUGUUUACUCCAUGGCUCUGGUCCUCUGGGAAAUGGCCUCCCGCUGCCACGCAAUCGGAGAGGUGGAGAGCUACGAGCCGGCGUUUGGCUCUAAGGUGUGUGAGCAGCCCUGUGUGGACAGUAUGAGAGACCUGGUGCUGAGGGACAGAGGACGUCCUGACAUCCCCUCAGCCUGGACGCAGCAUCAGGGGAUGAGCGUCUUCUGCUCCACCAUCACUGAGUGCUGGGAUCACGACCCGGAGGCCAGACUGACGGCUCACUGUGUGGUGGAGCGCUUCAACGUCCUGCAGCAGGAGCAGGAGCAGGACCAGGACCAGGACCAGGACCAGGAACUGAGACCAGAAGUUGGCAGACCGGAGGACGAAGAAAGAGCAAAGAACUCUGAGAAACCAGACAAUGACCAGGUUCAUUCCUCCUCCACUGCUGCUUCCUCACCCUCCUCCUCUUCCUCCCUCCAGGUUCCUAAGCCACAGAGAGACGGUACAGAGGUAUCCCAUGAUUCUCCGGUUCACACUGGUACCGGUUGUGACCUGUUACUGUAACUGGCCUGAAGCAGCCGAUAGUGAAGGGACUGAGAAGUAACUAAAAACUGAUUCUGUAGUAAUUUACAUGAGUCUUUAAAAUCAUGGUGGUGUCAUGGUGGAGGUCCGGCUGUAGGGGGGGAAUUGUCGGUACUUCCAUCACUUUGGUCCAGACUCAAAUAUCAACAACAACCAUCAGAUGGAUUUCCAUAAAACUUUGCACAAACAUUCGUUUUCCUCAGAGGAUAAAUUCUACUGACUUUGUUCGUCCUCUGACUUCUCCUCUGGCGCCACCAGCAGCUUUAUAUUUUAGGUCCAGACUGAAAUAUCACAACUGUUAGAUGGAUUGUGACUUUUCCUCUAGCGCCAUCAUUUGGUUAAAAACUCUAACUGCAGAACUGAUGACACUCCCAUCAGCUAAACUAAGAUGUUGAACAGGGUCAACAUUGAUAUUUUAGCAUUGUCAUUGAUUGUAACCUGUUAGCAUUCAGCUCAAAGCACAACUUAGUGUAAGUAUGGUCUUACAGAGCUGUUAGCAUGUCGACUUUUAGUCUGGUUAUUCACCAGAUUUCUGAUUUCUACACCUCAGCAGUUUUGUUGUUUUCCCAGCUUCAGGACAAUAACCAGAAUAAAGGGAAAUGCACGUCUCCAGAAUAUGAUGUUUGACGCCAGUGAUCACAUUUCUCAGCAGUGAUGAUCCUCAACUCUCCAGAGAAACAUUUUGAGUAACCAGGUUAUGAUUCCUUUCUCCUGUAAGAUGAUUUCUAAUGCAGACACCUGAUUAACCAGGAUAUAACGAGGUCUGACUCACCGGAUAUACGCUGUGGGUAUAAACCUGCAAACUUGCGCCUGUUUCAGGCGGCAUUCUCCUCCUGUUCCUCUUCCCCUGCGUGUCACCGUUUUCUAAAUCCUCUUUGCUACAGAGAACAGCAACAACCUCAGAGCUUCAGCCUGCACGCUGAAAAUGGCCAGUUUUGAUGAAGAUCUGAAUUGUACAAUCAGCUCAUAGAAAUCUGCCAUUUUAAUGACGUUUUUCGUGUCCCUACGUGUUAACGUUCCUACAAAACAAGUUUCCCUCCGACAGUAUUUUGCAGCGGCACCAGAAAUACAAACAAACCAAAGUGUUUUUAACCCUAUAGCAGAAUGCUAAUGGGUGCAGAGCAUUCUCCAGUGCUAACACAGCUCUGUGGAGAGAGGUCUGACUGUGUGAGACUACCAUGCAUUUAAACAUGUUCUGUCAUUACCUGUAUAACCUGGUUUCUCUGAGGAACCUGGCUUCUGCAUUCAGGCGCAGCGGCGAUGCUAACAUUCUCAAACUUUGACUCGAUGAUGGCACUCAAGGAAAAGUCAGAGGGUCAGUGAAGUUAUCACAGUUCAGCCUGAGGGGAACAUGAACGUCCGAACCACAUUUCAUCACCGUCAUCCAGCAGCUGCUGAGAUGUUUCAGUGUGGACCGACCUGCCGCUGACAGGAAGAGGUAAAGUCUGAAACGACUGAAAAGACUCACAGUACGAUGGAUGUUCUCUCUUUGGGACGUCCUGGACUCUUCACCUGAAGUCCAGAAAGGACAGAAGUGACUGGUGGACUCACCUGUGAUCUUCUCCUAGUCGUAGCUCUGCUGGUACAGACGAACACUCACACUGUUGUUGUGUGGAAACGUUUCAUUUUGUCGGAGCUGGUCUCCAUUUUGUUUUGUUGUGACUGUGAUUAUUGUUACUUUAACCUUCCUGUAUGAACUGUCUGCCUGUGGACGGUGGUUGUAUCCGAUUAAAAAAACAAAUUACAGUGAAGAAUUGGUCUGAUUUUCCACUUUCAAUCACAAACCUCUGCCAAAGAUUUAAUUAUAUAUCUGAUUAUUAAUUACAGGCUACAGAAUUAUGUGUGAUGUUUUUGUUAUUUCUGAGAUGUAAGAAAUCUUCCAGUGUCCAGAUCAUUUGUAAAUUCAGCCACUAAAAAGACUUUUCUAUCAACAUGAAACACAAAUACUCAAAGUCACUACAGUCUCCAAAUGAUGUUGCUUUGUAAUAAAGUUUGUUUUCUGUAAUUAA
Seriola aureovittata is the source of this 4417-nucleotide messenger RNA. RefSeq names its product transforming growth factor beta receptor-like (gene tgfbr2l). Bases 696 to 2390 code for a protein of 564 amino acids. The record is from RefSeq and is a predicted model, not a curated record. The transcript has 9 exons. Gene Ontology annotation, cellular component: signaling receptor complex; plasma membrane. Gene Ontology annotation, biological process: protein phosphorylation; cellular response to growth factor stimulus; transforming growth factor beta receptor signaling pathway. NCBI's taxonomy places the organism in Eukaryota, Metazoa, Chordata, Actinopteri, Carangiformes, Carangidae. Gene Ontology annotation, molecular function: metal ion binding; activin binding; transforming growth factor beta binding.